Molecule: messenger RNA, 1909 nt
Organism: Dalotia coriaria
Lineage: Eukaryota; Metazoa; Arthropoda; Insecta; Coleoptera; Staphylinidae
Gene: mRpS9
Product: mitochondrial ribosomal protein S9
Exons: 9
Coding region: 97-1248 (383 amino acids)
Biological process (GO): translation
Cellular component (GO): ribosome; mitochondrial small ribosomal subunit
Molecular function (GO): RNA binding; structural constituent of ribosome
Source: RefSeq, a predicted model, not a curated record
CAUCUACUUUCUACUCAAUAAACUAUUCCAUGUGCUGUGUACUAGGUUAUAUUUAUUUCAUUUUGUAGCUCUUUAGACACAAGACAAUUAUUUAAAAUGUUACGGCAACUAGGCCGAAAUUAUUUUAAAUUAAAUCGGCAGCUUACAAGCUCGAAUAAAUGCUAUUCAUUGCCUGCCAGCUCAAGUCAAGUCGCAACUCAAGAUGAGGCAGAGAAGAAGGAAAUUUCUAAAGCAAUGAAGUCAUACUUGGAACGUGCUAGAGCACAUGAUGAAUUUAUGAAGGAUCAACAGUCAAAGUUUCAAAUUGGUAAACGACAUUUAGCCAAUAUGAUGGGUGAAAAUCCUGAAACUUUUACCCAGGAAGAUGUAGAUGAAGCCAUUGCAUAUCUAUUUCCUUCUGGAUUGUUUGAGAAGAGAGCAAGACCCAUCAUGAAGCCUCCAGAGGAGAUAUUCCCUGCAAGAAAGGCUGCUGAAUUUGAUGAAAUGGGCAGGCCACAUCACUUCUUGUUCUAUACAUCAACACCCAAUUUCUAUCAACUACUUUAUGAUGCAGUUCAUCACAUGAUUGAAUUAAAUAGGUUUGAGGAUGCUAUGCUAAGGAAAAAUAAUAAGCCAGAUGUCAAUUUACAAAUGCAGGAAUCUGGUUAUCAAUGGAUUGAUAAACUGUCACUGGAGAAGUUAUUAGUUGAAACAAUAACAGAAAAACAAUACAAAUCAUUUCUAGUGACAAUGGAACGCUUGUUUGCUUUGCCGUAUUCGUAUCGAAUUGCUGAAUUUAUUGAGAACUACCGAAAACCCCUAAUGAGUCAGGCCAAGAGCACUGUAAUUCCAAAACCACAAUAUGAAGCUGAUGGAAGUGCAUUUAUUACAACUUAUGAGUGUUUGCGGAAGAAAGCACGUGGACACGUUACCGUUAGGAGUCCUGGAACUGGUAUAAUCACAAUCAAUGGUCAGGAUAUAAGAUAUUUUGCAGAUACUUACUGCAGAGAACAGCUUUUGUUUCCAUUAAUAUUCACAAAUUUGCACACCAAAAUGAAUGUGGAGGCUCACGUGGAAGGUGGAGGUCCUGCAGGCCAAGCGGGAGCCAUACGUUGGGGCAUUGCAAUGGGAUUGAGGAGUUUUGUAGAUGAAGAAAUGGUAGAAAAAAUGCGUAUAGCUGGCUUGUUAACUCGUGACUACAGAAUAAGAGAAAGGAAGAAGCCAGGCCAAGCAGGUGCCCGUAAGAAGUACACAUGGAAGAAGCGUUAAAUCAUAGAACAAAAGACCAAUCAUUCCUUCCAGUUGAUCAAGAGGAACUGCCAACUCAACAACUCCAUUGGAAUUUGUACUUUGAACUUGAAUAAUUGGCUUUAAUUGUAACGAUGUCACUGUAAUGUUCUUUCCAAUACAAUCUAAUAUCUGAAAUGCAUAAAAAAAUCUAAUAAGAUUUUUGAGUUUUUAAUACAAUAUUCAAAUUUGUGCAUGUGCUGCCACCAGUGAUUAAGUUGUGACACCACUUAGAAACAUUUCUAAAUAAGUGUGAGGUUAUUUCUCGCUAUACGGUUUUCUCGCAAAUUUAUGUACAACAUUAACAAUUACUUACCCUACGCCCAAUAUAGAGUUUCAAUUUGCUCGCCAUGAUUCGUGAGAGGUGAGUUAUUAAAUCAUGGUUCGCAUGGAAAGAACUUGACGAUAAAAACUUUGAUGAAAAGCGAUUGUAUACUGCAGAACACUCAUCGUACUACUUUCCUCGCUUGCAGAUUCCUACUUGUUGUAGAUUCAAAGCGUGAUAUAAUUCGAAAUAGUCAUUUUACUUUUAAUUUUGCUGUUUUAAUGUUAAAUUACUUGAAAUUUAAUGAAUGACAAACAUUUUGAUGAAUAAAUAAUUUUCGACUGGUGACAAGGAUAACUUGUCAGGUUUGAAUCGGUU